Homarus americanus (American lobster) is the source of this 2475-nucleotide messenger RNA. Its product is annotated as proteoglycan 4-like. The transcript is spliced from 3 exons. Lineage: Eukaryota; Metazoa; Arthropoda; Malacostraca; Decapoda; Nephropidae. The record is from RefSeq and is a predicted model, not a curated record. The coding region runs from base 1 to 2475 and encodes 824 amino acids.
AUGGCUCUACAUGAUCCUAAAUGGAGUAAGAAACGGGAGAAUUAUUACGUCAGGCCACCAGAUCACAUGCGUCAUUCCUCUCAUAUCGCCAGCAUCAACAACUGCGUCACUACGUCCAUAGACGAUCAUCCUGGCUUGAGUGGUGCCCUUCUCUCUCUACUGCCCUGCCUCAACCUACUGCUGCCUCCCCCCAAUCCCCCUCACCCCCCCCAUUAUUCCUCACUUCCCCAUUGCCUCAUCCAAGUAGAGUGGAGGCAUCGCCUCACCACUAAUAGAUUGAAGAAGAAACACAACAACAUCUUCCAGACCACAAAGAACCCAGCAACAUCUUCCAGACCACAAAGAACCCAGCAACAUCUUCCAGACCACAACAGAACCCAGCAACAUCUUCCAGACCACAACAGAACCUCCAGCAACAUCUUCCAGACCACAACAGAACCCAGCAACAUCUUCCAGACACAACAGAACCCAGCAACAUCUUCCAGACCACAACAGAACUCCAGCAAUCUUCCAGACUACAACAGAACCCAAGUAGCAACAUCUUCCAGACCACAACAGAACCUAAGUAACAUCUUCCAGACCACAACAGAACUCAGCAACAUCUUCCAGGACCACAACAGAACCCAGCAACAUCUUCCAGACCAACAGAACCCAGCAGCAACAUCUUCCAGACCACAACAGAAAUCCAGCAGCAAAUAUCUUCCAGACCACAACAGAACCCAUAAACAUCUUCCAGACCACAACAGAACCCAGCAACAUCUUCCAGACCACAACAGAACCCAAGGCAACAUCUUCCAGACCACAAAUAGAACCCAGCAACAUCUUUCCAGACCACAACAACAGAACCCAGCAACAUCUCCAGACCACAACAGAACUCCAGCAAAUAUCUUCUCCAGACCACAACAGAACCCAGCAACAUCUUCCAGGACCACAACAGAAACUCCAGCAACAUCUUCCAGAAUUCACAACAGAACCCAGCAACAUCUUCCAGACCACAAUGAACCCAGCAACAUCUUCCAGACCACAACAGAACCCAGCAGCAACACCCUCCAGACCACAACAGAACCCAGCAACAUCUUCCAGACCACAACAGAACCCAGCAACAUCUUCCAGACCACAAAAGAACCCAGCAACAUCUUCCAGACCACAAAAGAACCCAGCAACAUCUUCCAGACCACAAAAGAACCCAGCAACAUCUUCCAGACCACAAAAGAACCCAGCAACAUCUUCCAGACCACAAAAGAACCCAGCAACAUCUUCCAGACCACAAAAGAACCCAGCAACAUCUUCCAGACCACAAAAGAACCCAGCAACAUCUUCCAGACCACAAAAGAACCCAGCAACAUCUUCCAGGACCACAAAAGAACCCAGCAACAACAUCUUCCAGGCCACAAAAGACAGCAACAUCUUCCAGGCACGCUUAGAACCAGCAACAUCUUCCAGACCACAAAAGAACCCAGCAACAUCUUCCAGGCCACAACAAGACCCAACAGCAUCUUCAGGCCACAAAGACAGCAACAUCUUCCAGGCCACAAAAAGAACCCAGCAACAUCUUCCAGACCACAAAAGAACCCAGCAACAUCUUCCAGACCACAAAAGAACCCAGCAACAUCUUCCAGACCACAAAAGAACCCAGCAACAUCUUCCAGACCACAAAAGAACCCAGCAACAUCUUCCAGACCACAAAAGAACCCAGCAACAUCUUCCAGACCACAAAAGAACCCAGCAACAUCUUCCAGACCACAAAAGAACCCAGCAACAUCUUCCAGACCACAAAAGAACCCAGCAACAUCUUCCAGGCCAAAAGAACCCAGCAACAUCUUCCAGGCCACAACAGAACCCAACAACAUCUUCAAGGCCACAACAGAACCCAGCCAACAUCUUCCAAGCCACAAAAAAAGAACCCAGCAACAUCUUCCAGACUACAAAAAAGAACCCAGCAACAUCUUCCAGGCCACAAAAAGAACCCAGCAACAUCUUCCAGGCCACAACAGAGACCCAACAACAUCUUCAAGGCCACAACAGAACCCAGCAACAUCUUCCAAGCCACAAAAAGAACCCAGCAACAUCUUCCAGACCACAAAAGAACCCAACAACAUCUUCAGACCACCAGCAACAUCUUCCAGACCACAAAAGAACCCAGCAACAUCUUCCAGACCACAAAAGAACCCAGCAACAUCUUCCAGACCACCAAAAGAACCCAGCAACAUCUUCCAGACCACAAAAGAACCCAGCAACAUCUUCCAGACCACAAAAGAACCCAGCAACAUCUUCCAGACCACAAAAGAACCCAGCAACAUCUUCCAGACCACAAAAGAACCCAGCAACAUCUUCCAGACCACAAAAGAACCCAGCAUUGCUUUCCAGUUUCCCAAAGAGGUUAGCAUCAUCUUCCAGUCCACAAGAUCCGGGAAUGAGGAGCACCAGACAUCACUUCCAGAUCACUUUUGUUUUCUGCCUCACCUCCUGGAAUAG